AAAUGACUCGCAGUAGCUGGGAACCAAUGAAACGAUUGAAAUCAUGGGUUUACUCAAUGGUCUGAAGACUGAAGGCGGCAACCUGAUUACAAAACCUCCUGCUUGGCUGCUUCCCCAUUGUAGGUUUGAGUUUCAGAAAACUAACAUAACAGAAGACUAGAAGAGAGAGAGAGAGAGAGAAUGGGUAGGAGAGGCGGAAGAGCUUCCGUCAAGAACAUGGAACUAGAGGGGUUUCAGAUGGCAGACCCUCUACCGAAUGAUCAGCCCAAAAGCUCAAAUCCUUCCUUGGAGGGAGCCAAAGCAAAUAAUGAAGGAGCGGCUGAGCUGAAAAAUGGUUCGAGAAAGGAAAUUUUAGAAAGCAAAAAGGCUAACCCUAGGCGAUCUCAACGUGUUCAGCACACAAUCUUGUAUACUCAAGCUCGGGAUAUUGAGCCUGUGGUUGAAAAUAUAGAUUUGAGUGGAAAUGAGGAAGAUGAUCAGCAGCAUAUUCAUCAGGUGACAAGGAAUGCUGAGUCUGUUCUUGGUAUGAAAAGCCUGGAGGACAAAAUUGAUUAUGCAGUGAAAAUUUUGGAAUCACAUGAUAAGAUGCUUGAAGCAUUGAAGCUCAAGGGAGCUGAUUGGUACCUUCCCACUCAGGCCACAACUUUGGUUGGAACAAGAUCAGGGGAGAAGAAGAACAAGUACAAGGAAAUGUAUAUAGACUCUCAAAAGAAGAUUGAGAUCUUAAGAGAGGAGAAUUAUCAGCUUGGUAAAAAGUUGGAGAAUGCUCUUGGAAGGCUCGAAGCAUAUGAGAAGGGACAGAUAUUUUGUUCUGAAGCAAUUGAGAAAUUAAGGGAUACGAUGUUAAUCUCUAGUCUUGCAAAGACAACUGAAAGGGUGUUGGAUCUUUCAGCCUCUCGGUCUGGUAGAACUCAAGUCGCUAAAAGAGGAAGGUUUUGAAAGCUAGUUGAAAGGACUAAACUUUUCCGUUUCCAUCCAUGUCUUUUUGUCAAUCUUUUGAACAAAUUGUUAAGAAAAGAUGUUUCUGUUUGUAACAGCCAGACCUUGUUCCUCACAGGGCUUUAUUAUUCAAGAAGUAUAUAUAUAUAUAUAUAUAGAGAGAGAGAGAGAGAGAGAGAGAGAGAGACUCAAACUAAGAAAUCCUGGGUUACUUCAGUGCUGCUAUUAUGUACUUCUGAGUUCUGAUGGAUUUCAAUUUUUAUGGCAUCUAGAGAAGUAAUGUUGUGGACUGUAUGUUGAGGUGAUUUUUUUAUGCAAUUAGGCUAGUAUCAUUUUGAAUUUCCAACUCUGUAAUGCCUUUCUUUUGUAAUGUUUCAUGAAGAACGUAUUUGUCA
Nelumbo nucifera (sacred lotus) is the source of this 1334-nucleotide messenger RNA. RefSeq lists its product as uncharacterized. The record is from RefSeq and is a predicted model, not a curated record. Lineage: Eukaryota; Viridiplantae; Streptophyta; Magnoliopsida; Proteales; Nelumbonaceae.